This is a messenger RNA of Rana temporaria (common frog), 1510 nucleotides long. RefSeq names its product U2 snRNP-associated SURP motif-containing protein-like. The transcript is spliced from 7 exons. The coding region runs from base 440 to 1408 and encodes 322 amino acids. NCBI's taxonomy places the organism in Eukaryota, Metazoa, Chordata, Amphibia, Anura, Ranidae. The record is from RefSeq and is a predicted model, not a curated record.
GGGGUCAAUUCACAAAGAUAAACGUUAUCGCUUUCACCUAGUAGAUAAAUUACCGCCCCUUAUCUAACGCUAGUAACCAUGGUAUUCACGAAAGCUUCAAUCGUUAUUUAAUGUAGUCGUUAUGGUUGUCAACUGACUCGUUAUCCAAUCGUUAUGGUUACGUUUCUAACGUAAAUCUCAUUUAGAAGAACGGUAUUCUAACGAAUCAAUCGUUAAUUUAAUGUCCCAAAGCGUAAUAAUAACGUCUACGCUCGUUAAUUAACGCCGGAGAGAUGCAUUCUGGGAGCAGAAGAGGAGGAGAAUAGUUCAUCCUAACCACGUGUUUCCUCUGUAAUUGCGUCCUUUGACCCGGAUCUGGAAAAGUAAAUAAAAGAAAACACACCUGGAGCUCGAGCGCGUGGUGUGGGUGGAAAAAACAGCAGCAGUAGCAGCAGAAAACAUGAGGCCGAGUCUAAGAUCGCUGUUUGAGCAAAUUGUUAAUUCGCCCAUCGAACAGUCAGAAGAACAUUCAAGCUCCAAUGAGGAAAAUGACAAUAAUGGAUCUGUCAAGUCAGUGGGUCAUGUACCCGGAAAUCUAGCUGCUAUGGUGCGCACCCAAAAAAAAAAUAUGACGGUAGAUACUAAAGAUAAAUCACAGACAUCAUCGAAGCCUAAGAAACCUGAUUCCAAGGCACAGACCACUCCUCCUGGGAAUAUUAACUCACUUAAAAAACGAAAUAAAAGAAAAAAUUCAGAAAAGGAACGCAAAAAGGAGACACCGUCACCCAAGGAUGUGGGUCCAUCCAAAUUUACGGAAACAUUUGGGGAAUGUAUUAAGAUCAAAACUGCGUAUGAUACCGCACAAAAAUCAACAUCAGAAUCACAACAAAGACACAAAUCAACAAAAUCGACGCAUGAAGAUUACAAGCAAUCCAAAACAUACCCAAAAGCUAAGCACCAAAAGCAGCAGCCUGAGUUUGGUAAGAGCAAUUUCCAUCAUCAAGACAAAUCUGAAUGUAGAGUUAGUAAAGCAAGCAAGUCCCAUCCAGAACCUAGACCACCCAUGGAAUCAUCUCAGCAAUCACUAUUCUCUACUGAAGUGCCAAAAAAGAUCUCCAAGCCAGCAAGGUCAGAUGUCAUCAUGUCAUCUAAUCCUGCCUCGCCAGUGUUAAUAGACGGAGAUGAAUUUUCGACAGAGAGUGAAUCUGAGAAUCCAGCAGUUCGUCCAGGCAAAAAAAUCCUUAAGGAAAAAAAGCGAAUCCGAAAUCGAAAAUUCACAUUCCAUGAAAACCUAGUCUUAAUUGAGAACCUUGUUCCACAUUUUCACAAGCUCCUUGGAAACAGAGCAGCUGCUACGGAGUCAGCAUGGAAAAACACAAUCUGGAAGCAAAUUGCAGAUGCAGUUACGAGUGUGGGUGUCUCUCCAUGAUCAGCAGAUAACGUACGUAAGCGGUACCAGGACAUUCGGCUUCUACUAAGGCGCAAGAUUUCGGAUGAAAACAAGAGCAGAAAAGCAACAGGGGGUGGCCCU